CCAGUCGACCAGGAUGAACCGCUGAUAAGACUGUGCCACGAGGCCAGAUCACUCGCUACUUCCUGCUCGAUUUCCAAAAUCCAGAGCCCCAAAAUAUUCACCCUCCAAAAACACGCUCCCCAUUCUCAAAACCAGUGUAUCAGCAGUGAAAGGCAGCAUCUAAGCUUUAUCUACAUCCCCAGCUGGCAUCAGACAACAAGAAGAAAUCACCCCAUCGACUCACCAAGUGUUCUCGUCGUCCUUUAGUGCCAUUUUGAUCCAACGUCAGCUGCAGCAGCUCGGGGCUGCUGCUCGUAUAUGCCAGCGUACACGUUUUGUUGUUAUCUUGGUAGAGCUAGCCGUUAAAGCGCACCUUUCGCAACAGCACCGCUGACGAGCAUCACCAUCGACGACUCACUGAGGCUCGACGGAUUCCUCGUCAUCGUCCAGCUGAGAAAGUUUAGCCCGACGAACUUUGCUGCUGCUGGCACUCAAGUUGACAGCAGCAGGCCGUUGCCAUUUUUUAGUGAGUGAUAAUCGAGAUUGCUUAUACUUAUUAUAUGACUGACUGAUGGCUGGCUACUAUAGUAUAUACUACUCCAGGAAAACACCUGCGCCGAGGAAUGUGCGCGGGAGGAGCUGAUGAUGGCAGCUGACAGCUGCGCCACAUUAGCGGUGGCGCGAAGCUUUAUGACUUGUUCGAAUUUUUAGCUUUUAAUUUUUGGUGAAGCGCAAUGCGAUUCGCUGAACAGGAAAUUUUGGUAAACAAACGAAGCGCGAGCCUGAAAGUCGAGUCACACGAUUGAAUUUGCGUAACAGAGAUUUUUUUUUUUUUUUUUUUUUUUUUUUGUCAAACUUUAUAACCUUGUGUUUUAUUACUAUUAUAUACAUUAUUCAGAAAAAAAACUACUGUUAGCUUUCUUGCGUAACCCCCCUUACCUUACGUUAUCCUUGACUGAGCAGUAAUUACUUAGCUCUCUCUCUAAAUAAAAGUACCUAUAGUCUCUCCAAGUCGCGUUCCGAAAUGAUAUCCCCUUGACCCGCACCGGUGUAGUAGGUAUAGUGUAUUAUCCACACGCGCAGCCUUAGCCUAGCUCCAAUCACAUUUAUUCACGCACAUAUCGCGACACUCACAGUCCAGUACUGUAUGUACAUAUAUAUAUAUACUACACCGUCUAACAUCCUCAAGACUCGAUUCAGUCACUGCGCACGUAAAAUAUAGAUCACACAUGCACACACGUGCGUCGUGCGCUCAAGCCUAUGCCACACUCGACAUCUUUGCUUCGUUCUUCGCGCCGCGACGUCGAGAAAAAACGUGUCUCCAGAAAGAGGGAGCGUGCGCGCGCGCGUGACUCACUGCAGCGACUGUCCGGGUGAGCGGUAAAAAGUGUUGGGUGUCGAGGAAGUUCGAAGAGACAGAGAGGUCCAAGUAGAUCAUCGUCGAGAGCAUCGUAUAGAUCAUGGCAUCGAGCGGUGGAGCCUCAAGUUCCCUACCCAAAUGGCAACUAGCCCUGGUUGUCGGGGCGCCGGUCGCCCUGGGACUGGGAUACAUGUACUAUAAGAACUGCGCCAACAAGCCAGAGGAGAAACCCGGUCGAGGCAAGCCGAAGAGGUCCAGUCGCGAGAACGGCGAAAAGCAGAUAUCCAUCGACGGGGACUUUCCUGUAAAGCCUGGAAACGUGACUGCUGCUGAGACACCGCUUGAAAAAGCUCAAAAAUACAAAGGAGAAGGAAACAAGUUUUUUAGUGCAGGAAAGUUUGAUGAAGCUAUUGCUCAAUAUAACCUAGCCAUUGAAACAUGUCCUGUAGAGAACGUUGAAGAACUUGCAACAUUUUACCAAAACAGAGCAGCUGCUUAUGAAAAAUUGAAAAAAUUCAGUGCAGUUAGAGCUGAUUGUACCAAAGCACUGGAAUUGAAGCCAAGAUAUGUAAAGGCUCUAAUACGCAGAGCACGAGCAAUGGAAUCUAAUAAUGAACUGGAGACUGCUUUAGAAGAUAUUACUGCUGCUUGUAUUCUUGAGAAAUUUUCAACUCAAAGUACUCUUUAUACAGCUGAUAAAGUUCUCAAACAACUGGGCAAACAACAUGCACAAGAAUACAUGGCGACUAAGAAACCAAUUAUGCCUAGCAAACAUUUCAUAGGUACUUAUUUCUUGGCCUUCCACAAUGAUCCUAUUUUAGCAAAACUGGAUGGAUCAGAAACUGUAGAAGAUAAUACGCCAUUUAACAAAGCACUGACAGCAUUGAAGAAACAAGAAUACGAUGAUGUAAUACCACUUUGCACAGAAGAGUUAAAGAACCUUGCAACAGAUGAAGAUUCCUUGCACAAGAUGGAAGUACUUGUACUUAGAGGUACUUUCUAUCUUCUACUUGGACAGCAUGAAAAUGCAUUGGAGGAUCUCUCUGCUGUUAUAGGCAGUGAUGCUUCUAGUAAAGAGCUUAAGGUCAAUGCGUUGAUUAAACGCGCUAGUAUGUAUAUUCAACUUGAGAGUGCAGAAAAGAGUUUCAACGAUUUUGAAGAUGCUGAGAAACUUGAUCGUAACUGUGGAGAUGUAUACCAUAAUCGUGGACAGGUUCAUUUACUUAUGGAGAGAGUAGAUGAAGCAAAAGCAGAUUUUGAAAAGGCUGUGGAAUUGAAUCCAGGUUUCGGUGUGGCAUAUGUACAAAAAUGUUUUGCAGAUUAUCGUUUUGCAGUAUCCAAAAGAGACAUGAACCUCAUGAAUACCUCAAUGACUAACUUCAACAAGGCAUUCGAAAAAUUCCCUGAUUGUUCAGAGUGCUACACAUUGUAUGCCCAGAUGUUAGUGGACUCCCAAGAUUUUGCAAGGGCUGAUUCAUACUUUCUCAAAGCAGCUAAACGCGAUCCCAAAAAUGCCACUAUCCUAGUGUACAGAGGAUUAUUACAGUUGCAAUGGCAAAAUAAUAUCGAAAAAGCUGUUGAGUAUAUCAGAAAGGCGAUUGAACUCGACGAUAAAUGCGAAUUUGCUUAUGAAACUUUGGGAACUAUUGAAGUUCAACGGGGAAAUCUCAAAGACGCAAUCAGUCUCUUUGAUAAAGCUUUAGCUUUAGGACGUACUUCUAUGGAACUGACACACAUUUUCAGCCUACGAGAUGCAGCGCAAGCUCAAUUAACGGUUUCCGACAGGCUAGGAUCGGACAUAAUAAGAUCCCUUCAGGAACUAUCUUGAGAAGUUUAAUUCUCUUACCAUGGAAAUUCUACACAUCAAUAAAACUUAAGAUCAAUUACAUAACUUAUCAGACCAGAAAUUUGUGGACUGUGAUUUAGCAAAAGUCAAAAGCUUUUUACUAAGAGAACAUUGAACAUGAUUGACUCUUGCUCAAGCCAUUUAGAUCAAGAUCUUGAAUUCUUUACUGUAAAAAGAAAAGCUGAUAAUCGAUGCAUUUAAUGUGGACUUAUUCCAUGGAAAACAGUGACAAGAAAAUUUGCAGUGAUUUGCGUAAUACGGCUUGAUUAAAUUUUUUAAUGGCGUUCUAUUUAUAUCAGUAGGACGGAUAAUGUAUAGUUUAACACUUUUUUUCACGCGAUCACUCAAACUGUAAAUCUGGUGAAUAUUUAUUUUCUCAUAGUUAACAGUUAAAAAUAAACAAAAACACUAACUUGCGUGAAACAAAAAUUAUAAAAUUUAAUAAAAUCAACGUACGAAAUCGCGCAAAUUACUGUGACUACUUCGAACAAAAUUAUUGCUGUUUAAAACUGUAGAAAAUAAAUCGCCAGACACAAUACUUUUUCACUUUUUAUGAAUUGCGUGUGUGCUGCUAAGUUCGGUUGCUUUGUACGUAUUUUUUUGUCAAAUGACAAUGUUACCGAUAUCAUUGAACUAGUCGUCGAAGAGGAAACUAGUACUACGCGAAGUUGAAAUUACGUAUAUGUAUUUUUCACAACACGAUCCGUCAUGUUCUUGUUGAAUUGUCGAGUGCUGCAAGCGGUGUAUAUUAAAAUACAAUGUUAUAUAAUUGUAGUAUAUUCCUUAAGUGAAA
Molecule: messenger RNA, 3978 nt
Organism: Nasonia vitripennis (jewel wasp)
Lineage: Eukaryota; Metazoa; Arthropoda; Insecta; Hymenoptera; Pteromalidae
Gene: Tom70
Product: mitochondrial import receptor subunit TOM70
Exons: 8
Coding region: 1440-3167 (575 amino acids)
Molecular function (GO): protein binding
Source: RefSeq, a predicted model, not a curated record